AUGCUUCGCGAACCGUUGUUACCUUCAACAGGCGGUCAGGAAUCUAACACGCGUGCCACGUCAGACUCCGCAGUAUCUCAUGAGUAUCGCGCGCGCGUGAACCUGACAAUACCCCGUGGCGCAGCCACCGCAAGCGGACCCCCGCCAAACAGACGCGCGAGCGUCGACUCAGCGAAUGUGACAAUAUCGGAGGGAAGCGACCUCUGCGCGGAAGCCGAUUCGCGGAAGAGGCGAAUUAGCUUUGGGAACGAACGGGGGGAAGCGGGAGGCUCGGGGAGGAGGGGGAGAUGGGGAAGCGGAGGGCCGGGUGGAGGGGAGGGCGUGCGGAGUCCGCGCAGCCCGGGGCUGUCGAAGCAGGAGGUCCUGGGGGCAUUUGAUGCGGCAGAGGCGGAAGGGGAGGCGGAGGCGGACUUGGGCGCGCACCUACAGACGGACUUCCAAACCGUUCUCAACACGAUAAAUCUUUUCGUUGGGGCAGGUCUGCUCUCUAUGGGCUAUGCAGUCAUGCUGGGCGGCUGGAUGAGCCUUCUCUUUCCCCUAUCAACACAACUGCUCCUCGCCACCCUCUUCUGCACCACCCUCUUCUGCACCACCCUCUUCUGCACCACGGCUCGCCUGCUCUGUCCAGCUUCUAGUCACUUCACAUGCCCUCUCCUCUUACCCGCCUUCCUCCUUCUCCCCCCUCUUUUCCGCCCUCCCAUUGCACCACAGCUGGUGCUCGCCCUCUGCACCACCCUAUUCUGCACCACGGCUCGCCUGCUCUGCCGUGCGUUCGACGCCCUCCCGCCCUCCACCCUGCAAUCCUACCCUGCCCUCGCCCGCUUCGCCUUCGGCCUGCCGGGCGAAUGGGCUGUGAGUGUCACGUCCGUUGCACUCGACUUUGGUUUCUGCGUUGUGCAUUCUCCUGCUCCCUGCAUUCUCCUGCUCCCUGCAUUCUCCUGCUCCCUGCAUUCUCCUGCUCCCUGCAUUCUCCUGCUCCCUGCAUUCUCCUGCUCCCUGCAUUCUCCUGCUCCCUGCAUUCUCCUGCUCCCUGCAUUCUCCUGCUCCCUGCAUUCUCCUGCUCCCUGCAUUCUCCUGCUCCCUGCAUUCUCCUGCUCCCUGCAUUCUCCUGCUCCCUGCAUUCUCCUGCUCCCUGCAUUCUCCUGCUCCCUGCAUUCGACUCCCUCCCACCCCGCCCUCCCGCCCUCCACCCUGCCCUCCCACCCCGCCCUCCCGCCCUCCACCCUGCCCUCCUACCCCGCCCUUGCACGGUUUGCCUUCGGUCCCCCGGGAGAAUGGGCGGUCAUGGUGGCAGUGCUCUUUGAGUUCUGGGGAGCGCUCGCUCAGCAUGUGAUGGUGGCGGUGCUAUUCGAGUUCUGGGGGGCGCUCGGCAUGGUCUCAUCUUCCCCUUCCUCCCCUAACAAAAUGGUGAUGGUGGCAGUGCUAUUCGAGUUCUGGGGAGCGCUCGGCAUGUGUCUCAUCAUAGUGUGGCAGUCCGCUCUCAUCUUCCUGCCGCCCCUCCCCACGCUCUGCCUCCCCUCCUUCGCCACCUCCGCUGCCGAUGCCUCUGCACCCUCUGCUGCUGCGCUCUGCCUCUUGCCGAGGCACCUCGUGAUAGCGGCCAGCCUAGCGCUAGUCAUCCCCACCGUGCUAGUGCGCUCCUUUGCUCGCCUCACCAACGUAGCCCUCUCCGGUGUCGCCAGCAGCACUCUGCUCUGUUCUGGUAACUCCUACCUCUCUUUGGUUCCUGCACACUUCUCUUCUCUGGUAUCUCCUACCCCUCUUCGAUUGCUAGUGCUCAUCAUCCCCACAGUGCUAGCGCGCUCCAUUGCUCGCCUCACCAAAUCUGCCCUCUCUGGUGCCGCCAGCAGCGCACUGCUGGCCUGCAUUUUGAGUUCAUCCAAAAGCCCCUCUGUGACCAGCUUCAAGUGCCCUCCCUCCCUCGCCCGCAUCAGCCUAAGUGACCCUUCCUCUGCUGCUCUCCCAGAACCCCGCGCUCACCACCAUUCCACCGUCUCCUGGUCCCACCUGCCCAUGGCAGCCGGCAUCUUCAUGGUUUCGCUCUCAGGCCAUGCGGGUCUGCCAUCCCUCCGGCGCAGCAUGCGGACACCACAGCACUUUGACCAGUGCAUCAUCGUCACAUUCUCCUCCAUGUUCCUCCUCUAUGCCACCAUGGGUGGCUUCGCCUACCUUUAUUUCGGGGACUCCGUGUGCGUGCUGGUAACAGCCAGCCUCUAUGCCACAAUGGGUGGAUUCGCCUACCUUUACUUUGGAGACUCCGUGCGUGUGCUGGUAACCGCCAGCCUGGGCGACGCUGGAGCUGUUGCCUGGUCGCACCUCGUUCUGCCAGAAUUUCCACUUGCUUCAUUCUUUCCCCUUUCGCAAUCCUCUUUCACUCGUUCCACCAGCUAUGCCACCAUGGGUGGAUUCGCCUACCUUUACUUUGGGGACUCCGUGCGCGUGCUGGUAACCGCCAGCCUGGACGACGCUGGAGCUGCUGCCGGCAUCAUUCUGCUCCAAUGGGGUUCCGUUUCCGUCUCCCUCUCCGCCCUCCUCUCUCUCCUCGUCGCUGCCAGUGUGUUUACAACCAUACCGGCUCUGGUGUAUGUGAUGUCAGAGCUGAUUCUCGACCUCUCUGCCCGCCUCGGCCUGCCUGUCUCCUCACACAAGCCCACACCAAGUGCUGCGGAUCCUGUUGCUGAUGGUGCGGAGAGUGUCUGCCCUGCUGAUGGUGGAUUACCACCGCCCCAAUGCAGCGCACAGCCAGUGCCACACCGCCACUCCGCGAUAGCUGAGGGCAUCACUCGCGUUGCUGUCACCUUCGUCGGCUACCUCACAGCAUACCUCACGUAUGAUGUGCUGGACAGAGUGGAGUCAGUGGUGGGAGGAGUCUGUUCUGUGGGAGUGUCUAUGGUGCUACCAGCUGUGAUUUUUGACCGCCUUUACUCCCACCAGCUCUCGGUUAUCCAGCUGACCCUGUUGAGAGGGCUGAUUGCGUUUGGGGUGAUUGCAGCAUGUGGGAUUGCAUUUAUCAACAUUUUCAAGUAA
Messenger RNA from Closterium sp. NIES-65, 3027 nucleotides. The record is from the annotation of a GenBank genome assembly. Lineage: Eukaryota; Viridiplantae; Streptophyta; Zygnematophyceae; Desmidiales; Closteriaceae.